GAGAAGAGAAGGCUGCAGUCCAGUUUUGAUUCGAUUUCAUUUCGUUGUUUGGAUCAGAUCUCUUCCUCAUCCUCUCUACUACUACCGACUCUACACGAUUUCACUAUUAUAAACUUCAAACUCCAAUCUUUCUCUCUUUCCUUCCAGACCAUGAAAACAUUCAAGACUAUUAUUUGAAAUCAGGGACUACCCACCAUUCUUUAAGUUUAAGUCAACACGAAAUACAUCAUGGGUUGUUUUCAUUCUAUCUUUGCUCGAGUACCCAUCUCAGAAAAAUCUCAUCCACGAACCCAAUUCAAUCCUCAAAUCUCUAAUGGCACAUCUGCUUCUUCAGCCGCCGUCGUACCUGGAACAGUACCGGUCUUCUCUGAGUUCUCCCUCUCCGACCUUAAAGCCGCCACCAACAAUUUCAGCUCAGAUUUCAUCGUCUCUGAAAGCGGAGAGAGAGCCCCUAAUGUUGUCUACAAAGCCCGUCUUCAAAACAGGCGUUGGAUCGCCAUCAAGAAAUUUACUAAAAUGGCUUGGCCCGAUCCCAAACAGUUUGCUGAUGAAGCUUGGGGUGUAGGGAAGCUGAGACACAAGCGUUUAGCCAAUUUGAUUGGUUAUUGCUGUGAUGGAGAAGAGAGGCUUCUUGUUGCAGAAUAUAUGCCAAAUGAUACCUUAGCUAAACAUUUGUUUCACUGGGAGAAUCAAACGCUUGAGUGGGCUAUGCGAUUGAGGGCCGCCUUAUAUAUUGCAGAAGCAUUAGAAUAUUGUAGAAGUGAAAAUCGACCAUUGUAUCAUGAUCUGAAUGCCUAUAGGGUUCUAUUUGAUGAGAAUGGUGAUCCGCGGUUAUCAUGUUUUGGUUUGAUGAAAAACAGCAGAGAUGGGAAAAGUUACAGUACAAACCUUGCUUAUACACCUCCUGAGUAUCUUAGAAAUGGAAGGGUUACCCCAGAAAGUGUCAUAUUUAGCUUUGGAACAGUGCUUCUGGAUCUUCUUAGUGGAAAGCACAUCCCACCAAGUCAUGCUCUUGACAUGAUACGCGGGAAGAACAUUCUUCUUUUGAUUGAUUCACACUUGGAAGGGAACUUUUCAACCGAAGAGGCUACUGUUGUUCUUGAUUUAGCUUCAAAGUGUUUGCAGUAUGAACCUAGAGAGAGGCCAAACACAAGAGACCUUGUUGAUACUCUUUCUCCAUUGCAGAAUAAAGUUGAUAUUCAAUCUUAUGUGAUGUUGGGUAUACCUAAGAAUGAGGAGGCGCCAGUUACCCCUCAACAUCCUCUUUCACCAAUGGGUGAUGCUUGUCAACGAAUGGACCUCACAGCCAUCCAUCAAAUUUUGGUAAUGACUCACUAUAAAGACGAUGAAGGAACUAAUGAGUUAUCUUUUCAAGAGUGGACACAACAGAUGAAAGACAUGCUGGACGCAAGAAAGCGUGGUGACUUGGCAUUCCGUGAUAAGGAUUUUAAGACUGCUAUAGAUUGUUAUUCUCAGUUCAUAGACGUUGGAACAAUGAUCUCCCCAACUGUAUAUGCAAGACGGAGCCUAUGUUAUCUUCUGUGCGACCAACCAGACGCGGCUCUAAGAGAUGCAAUGCAAGCGCAAUGUGUGGUCCCAGAUUGGUCAACUGCUUUUUACAUGCAGGCAGUUGCCCUUGCAAAGCUGGAUAUGCACAAGGAUGCGGCGGAUAUGUUAAAUGAGGCUUCUGCUCUUGAAGAUAAGAAGCAGAAAGGUGGUGGCCGAUGAUCAUCAUAAUUUUUAGAAGAGAACCAAACACCCCCACACAAUUGUUGUUGUUUCUUGUUGGCUGUUGUUGUGUUAUAUAUGGAAAUUGAAAUUUGAAUCAUUUAUGUUAUGUAACUGGUCUGGUCUGGUGGUUGUCACUCCCCAUUUUUCUAACCUAGUCAAACAUUUGCUACUAAAUUGUUUUUUUUUUUUUUUGAAUUUCAACUUGUACAUCUGAGUGGGAGGUGGAUACAUGUAGUGUGUAAAGUUGCAGAAAAAGUUUUAAGAUGAUAAUAUGAGGAUCAGGCAACAUUAAUUGGAUUGAUUCAA
This is a messenger RNA of Impatiens glandulifera, 2037 nucleotides long. Its product is annotated as serine/threonine-protein kinase BSK1-like. The record is from RefSeq and is a predicted model, not a curated record. Gene Ontology annotation, molecular function: ATP binding; protein kinase activity; protein binding. NCBI's taxonomy places the organism in Eukaryota, Viridiplantae, Streptophyta, Magnoliopsida, Ericales, Balsaminaceae. Gene Ontology annotation, biological process: brassinosteroid mediated signaling pathway; protein phosphorylation. The transcript is spliced from 9 exons. Bases 229 to 1728 code for a protein of 499 amino acids.